AUGGAUUUCGGAAACAUCCGAAAAAACAAAGGAUGCCACAGGGCUAUAGCAGGCCUAGACCGAACUGGGCAAGGGAAGGAAUCGUUCCCUUCUUCCACCAAGUGGAAGAGGAGAAGGAUUCCCCUUCCUUUGGCGCCUCCUCUCCUUGUCUCCUUCCCUGUAACCACCCUGCCUCACUCGGUCACUCCCCACGAACCCAGCCGCCUACGUCCCUCCCAUGCCUGCGCAGCCCUUGCCUCGCGCCGGCAAGCGCCAUACACCCUGCACGGCGGCCUCCUCCUUCCCCCGCGCUCCGGUCAAAUUCCUCCUCGCGCGCCGACCUCCUCCCAACCCCGCGCUCCGGCCGCCUUCCUCUCCGCGCUCCGGCUGCCUUCCUCCCCUGCCUCCGGUCGCCUUAUUCCCCGUGCUCCGGCCGCCUUCCUCCCUGCGCUCCGAUCUCCUCCCUUCCUCACCUCCGGCCGCCUCCCUCCCCGCGCUCCGGCCUCCUCCCUCCCCCGCCUCCGGUCACCUUCCUCCCCACGCUCCGGCCGACUUCCUCCCCGAGAUUUGUCCACCUUCACCCCCCGAGAUACCAGCGCCGCACCGCCGGCGCCCAACCCCUCCGUCUGCGAGCUAGGGGACUGGGACGCCCUCCUCGCCGCGGUGUCCCUGAUGGCCGUCAGCGGCGGAAGCGAGGAGGGGGUCCGUCGGGACCUUGUCGUGCUCGUCUCAGAUUACUGUCAAGUGCUAAUGGCAGUACGAUGGAUGAUAAACUACAGAAAUUAUUGGUGUGUGCGUGAUGGUCCAAAUGUUGUGAAUAAGAAGGAAUUUAAUUCUUCGCUAUUUGAAAGGAUCGAGAAAAGGUGUCUAGAAGGGGGUGAAUAGACUCUUAACAAGAAAAAGUUGUAGUUUUUAUUUUCUUCAAGUUAAGGUCCAGUUUUAGCAUAAGUUUAAACAUCCACAAUACAUAUCAAGCAAGUAUCACAAGAGUAUAUGAGCAGCGGAAAGUAAAGCAUGCAAUUUGCAAGAAUGUAAAGAGAUGGGAUUGGAGUGUGCAAA
Triticum urartu is the source of this 1038-nucleotide messenger RNA. Lineage: Eukaryota; Viridiplantae; Streptophyta; Magnoliopsida; Poales; Poaceae. The record is from RefSeq and is a predicted model, not a curated record.